Molecule: messenger RNA, 4788 nt
Organism: Pteropus alecto (black flying fox)
Lineage: Eukaryota; Metazoa; Chordata; Mammalia; Chiroptera; Pteropodidae
Gene: MYO1H
Product: myosin IH
Exons: 31
Coding region: 1-3075 (1024 amino acids)
Biological process (GO): vesicle transport along actin filament; actin filament organization
Cellular component (GO): vesicle; cytoplasm; myosin complex
Molecular function (GO): actin filament binding; microfilament motor activity; ATP binding
Source: RefSeq, a predicted model, not a curated record
AUGGAAGGUACGCUGACCGCCAGGGACAAGGUCGGGGUGCAGGAUUUUGUGCUGUUGGACGCGUACACUAGCGAAUCCGCUUUUCUGGACAAUCUUCGCAAGCGUUUCAGCGAGAACCUCAUCUAUACAUAUAUUGGCACCCUCCUUGUGUCUGUGAAUCCGUACCAGGAGCUUGGAAUCUACACCAUGAGCCAGAUGGAACUUUAUCAAGGGGUCAAUUUCUUUGAACUGCCACCACAUGUCUAUGCCAUAGCUGACAAUGCUUACCGCAUGAUGUGCUCUGAGCUAAGUAACCACUUCAUCCUCAUUUCUGGAGAAAGUGGGGCAGGGAAGACGGAGGCCUCCAAGAAGAUCCUCCAGUAUUUUGCAAUGACCUGUCCCAUGACCGAGUCACUACAAAUAGCCCGUGACAGACUGCUGCUCUCCAACCCAGUGCUAGAGGCUUUUGGAAAUGCCAGAACACUCCGGAAUGACAAUUCCAGCAGAUUUGGAAAAUACAUGGACGUCCAGUUUGACUUUAAGGGUUCCCCUGUUGGUGGAUAUUUGAUCAGUUACUUGAUAGAAAAGUCUCGUGUCGUCUAUCAAAACCUGGGUGAGCGGAAUUUCCACAUCUUCUACCAGCUGCUAGAGGGUGGCGAAGAGGAGCUCCUUGCUUACCUGGGACUGGAGCGAGACCCCAAGCUGUACAAAUACCUGUCACAGGGUCAUGGUGCCAACGAGUCGUCUAUUAAUGACAAGAAUGACUGGAAAACUGUUUCCAAUGCCUUUUCUGUCAUCGAUUUUACUGAAGAUGACCUUGAGAAUCUCUUUGGAAUUAUUGCCAGCAUCCUACACCUGGGGAACGUUUGUUUUGGAGAGAACCACCAAGGCUGUGCCAUCAUACCAGUCACCCACGAGAUCAAAUGGAUAGCCAAGCUCCUGGGGGUCCAACCAUCGGUCCUUUUGGAAGCUCUCACCCAUAGAAAGAUCGAAACCAAAACCGAAGAGGUGAUAUGCCCACUGACGCUAGAACUCUCUCUCUACGCUAGAGAUGCAAUGGCGAAGGCUGUUUAUGGACGAAUGUUCACUUGGCUGGUCAACAAAAUCAAUUCCUCCUUAGUGAACAAGGAGUUCACCAAGAAAACUGUCAUCGGAUUGCUGGAUAUCUAUGGCUUUGAAGUCUUUGACAAGAAUGGUUUUGAACAGUUCUGUAUAAAUUACUGCAAUGAGAAACUCCAGCAACUGUUAAUUGAGAGAACCCUAAAAGCAGAACAGGCAGAAUAUGAAAUGGAAGGUAUAGAGUGGGAGCCAAUUCAGUAUUUCAACAACAAGAUCAUCUGUGAUUUGGUAGAAGAGAGACACAAAGGAAUCAUUUCCAUUUUGGAUGAAGAAUGUAUUCGUCCUGGUCCAGCUACAGACUUGAGCUUCCUGGAAAAACUGGAAGAGAAAGUGGGCAAGCAUGCACAUUUCCAAACCCGGAAGCUGGCAGGUCCUAAGGGCCGAAAGAGGAUUGGCUGGAUGGAGUUCCGACUCUUCCACUAUGCAGGAGAGGUCACAUACUGCACCAAAGGAUUCUUGGAAAAAAACAGUGAUCUCCUCUAUAGGCAUCUGAAAGAGGUGCUGUGCAGGUCCAAAAACAGCAUCCUAAAGGAAUGCUUCCUGGUAGCCGAGUUAGAAAACCGGAGAAGGUCGCCAACGGUGGGAACUCAGUUUAAAAACAGCCUGAGCAGCCUUCUGGAAAUUCUCAUCUCCAAGGAACCUUCAUACAUUCGUUGCAUCAAGCCCAAUGAGAGGAAGGAACCCAGCAAGUUUGAUGACUUCCUUAUAAGGCAUCAGGUCAAAUACCUAGGGCUGAUGGAACACCUGCGGGUGAGAAGGGCCGGCUUUGCGUACCGGCGGAAAUACGAGCAUUUCUUACAAAGGUACAAGUCCUUGUGCCCAGACACGUGGCCACACUGGCAAGGGCCUCCAGCAGAGGGCGUAGAGCGGCUGAUCAAGUACAUUGGCUACAAACCCGAGGAAUACAAGUUAGGGAGAACCAAAAUAUUCAUUCGUUUCCCCAGAACUCUGUUUGCUACUGAAGAUGCCUUUGAAUUUAGUAAACAUCAGUUAGUUGCAAGAAUUCAAGCCACAUACAAAGCCUGCCUAGAAAGGAGAGCCUAUGUGAAAAAAAGACAAGCAGCCAUCGAACUUGAAACCCGCUGGCGUGGAGCCCUGGCUCGGAAAGAAGUCAAAAGGAGGAAAUGGGCUGUGCAGAUUAUAAGGAAGUUCAUAAAGGGAUUCAUCAAUCGAGACAAGCCUCUUUGUCCUGACAAUGAGGAAUUUAUCGUGUUUGUGCGGAAAAAUUACAUCCUGAAUCUCCGUUAUCACGUUCCAAAGAAUGUCUUGGAUGAGAGCUGGCUGAAGCCACCUGGAAUCCUGGAAAACGCGUCGGAUCUGCUCAGGAAAAUGUGCACAAGAAACCUGGUCCGGAAGUACUGCCGUGGGCUCACAGCCGAGAGGAAAGCACUGAUGCAGCAGAAGGUGGUUACCAGUGCACUAUUCAGGGGAAAGAAAGAAGGCUAUGCAGAAAGUUUAAAUAAACCCUUUGCCAACAGUCGGAUAGAUGAAGGAGAAAUUAAUCCCAAAGUGCUCCAACUCAUUAGCGAUGAGAAAAUCCAGUAUGGUGUCCCGGUCAUUAAAUAUGACAGGAAAGGCUUCAAGGCGCGACAGCGGCAACUCAUUCUUACUCAAAAAGCAGCUUACGUGGUGGAGCUUGCCAAAAUCAAGCAGAAAAUAGAGUACUCAACACUCAAAGGUAUCUCUACUAGCAAUCUGAGUGAUGGACUCCUAGUCAUUCAUGUUUCGCCAGAAGCCAACAGGCACAAGGGGGAUGCCGUCCUACAGUGUGAUCAUGUAUUUGAAACGGUCACUAAACUCGUCAUGUUGGUUAAGAAGGAGAACAUUGUAAAUGUUGUCCAAGGAAGUUUACAGUUUUAUAUUAGUCCUGGAAAAGAAGGCACAAUAGUUUUCAACACGGGACCAGAAGAACAAAUCUAUAAAGAUAAAGAUGGACAGUUAACAGUGGUGAGUGCCUGUGUUUGGGGAGGGAGGUAAGCAGUUUUAGACGAGAAUAAAGCUUAAAAUUCUACUAAUUUCAGUCCUUCAAUAGAGUGACUGGAAUCAUAAGCUAGUUCAUCUAUUACUGAUUCUACAUCUGAAAAUGAGGAAGGAAUUGAUACUAGAGGUAUAGAUUAAAAAUUGAAUGAAAAGGGGAAAAAGCCGGUUUACUUGCCACAUUGAGUAGUCAGUGAACCAGAAGCUGAUAUUAAGUCCUUCUUAGUUUUAAAUGAUGGAGCCCAACUUUUCACUGGAUGGCAAAAGCCCUCACGCUUCAUCACAGCAGUUCUCACACUCCGCACUGGAAUCUCCUGGUGAGCUUCAAACAAUUCCAGUGUUUGUAUUUCACUCUCAGACACUGGGAUGUAAUUGGCUGAGGUGUGGCCUGGGCUCUGGGAUGUAAGCCACCCAAGGUCUGAUUAGCAGAGGGUUGGGGACCACAGCUGUCUUAGUGCUUUGCCCUCCCUGCUGAUCCCACCAGCCCCUUACUGGUAAGUAGUACACAGAGCUUAUUUUGAUCCAAUUUUGCCAGAUAAUGACAUUAAAAGCUGAAGGGCUGAAUCUUUAAAAUGUGUUUUGUAUAUAUACCAAGUACUACUUGAUAGAAACUAAUUAGAAAUGAUCUAUCAACAUGGAUAGUAUCUCCUAUGCAUUUAAGUUUACAUACAUUUAACUAUAUUGUUUUGUGGAUGCAAGCAGUACAGAAAGUGUCUUUUAUAAAAUAUUUGCCUCUAAACACAAUAACUCCUUCAGGGACGAGUUAAAAUAUUUAAGCAUGAUUUUUAAUGUAAAACAUGAGGCGAUUUUUCGGUUUACAUGCUCUUCGAACUUCCACCCCGAAGACUGAGUAUCUCUCUGUUGGAGUCACAUAGCCUGCCUUCCUGGCUGGCUCAGACUGAAGAUGCUAACAGGCCUCAGUGAGCCCAACUCUAAAUGUGAUUUCUCUCACGGGAGGUGGGACUGGCCUCUCGAAGCUUGUCCACACCUAUCUGGAUGAUGCUGACAGCUGAGGUGUUAACUGCUUCCUUCUAAGUGAGGUAAGAGGCUUCUAAACCUAAACGUGGACUCUCUCGCAGGUGUCCGUCCACAUGAAAUCCUGACAGAAGAUGACGUCUGCUGAAGAAAGUACCCAGGAAGCGGGAAUUUCAUCCAGUUAGCUACACCUUCAAGGAAAGGUUACAGCAGCCCUAGGAAAAGGAUCACUACAUCUGAAGAAACGGAGUGGCAUCUUAUGCCAGAGAGCAACCCCAGCUUCUCUGGUGCCCUGUGGCACCUAAUUAAAAUGUCCUCUUCAGGGAGCCAAUCUCAAGUCACCCAACAGGGUGGUUUUAAAGCUCCCCAAAGGACCUACACUUGAUGGGCACUUUAACCUGUCAUAAGGUAGGCAACAGAUUCUCUACCUUUGUCAAGCUGCCUGAGGCACAAUGAAGUAUUAUAUAUGGUCUGAAAGUAAAUGAAAUUUCAUAAAGCUGCAAAAUUUGAAUUUUGCUUUAAAUAAAUGGAACUUAGAAAUGUGCCCAAUUCCUUAACAUUUCUGAAAGGCUCUUUAGGUUCCGGUGAAUCAUAUCUCUUUCCCACCCUACCUCCCCAAUAGUAAAUAAGUGGCAACAGCAACUGCUUCAUUCUGUUUUUUCAGAAGUUCAGCAGCAUUUCUGCCCAAGAUUUCCUUUCAGUGUUUAAAUUCAAGCACUACAGAUAAAUGACUCAUCU